AGUCAAUCGGUUUGAAACGGCAAAGCAAGCAUUUUCCAACUGACGGAAUAACUCUGUUGAACGGAGAAGUGUAGAGGCCUGCAUAGAUAUAUAAACCAGAUGUCCUCAGACGAAGAGGAACCAACCAGUCCUGUUCUGCCCAAGGACUCUGAUCCGGGCAGCUCUGUCUCCUCUGAGCUUCAGGAUGAGUAUGAGGAGCUCCUCCGCUAUGCUGUGGUCACCCCUAAGCUUGAGAAACUCACCAGUGCUCACUUGCAGCGGCUGAGCACCUCACAUCUGUCUGCAGAAGGUCAGACUUCCCAGAGAAAAGAUGACACAAAAUCACAGCGCCCAGCAGAUACUGCCACUGAAGCUAAAGACGGGAGGCAUUCUAGCAGGAGUGUGAGAUUAUCACAGGCCUCUCCCUUGAUCAUUGAGCCCUCCAUACACUCAAGAGCCUCUCAUGGUAAAGCCGAGGAGAUAGCUCGUCGCUCAUCUAGUAGGGCGUCCAUGCUCUCAAAUCCUCCCUCUGACAGGUUACAAGCGGCAGCUGAUAGGUCUAGGCCAAAUAGCCCAGACCCUCUCGAGUCUGCUGUGACAGAGAUGUUUAUCUCAGAGGAGAACAUAAGCAAGAUGGAAAACCUUCUGGACACGUGGAGCAACAACCUGAAGUCAAAUGUACUGACUGAGCUCAGGAAGUGGAAAGUGGCUUUCAAGGAGCAACACAAGCUGGAGAUAAGGAAGGAAAGAGAAAGGUAUGCAGCACAGACAGCUGGCCUAAAGUCAGAGCUAGACAGUCUGAAGGAGCUGCUACACACCUACGAGACUUCCAACCAGAGAAAAGAUGAGGUAAUUGUGAACCUGAGCCAGGUGUUGGACAGACAAAAAGAAAAGCUUGAAAAGAUGAGAACAUUCACCCACUGGAGACUUAAGCACACCGAGGCCAAAGAAGAGGCUCAUGCUGCUCAAGCAGCGCAACAGCACUACAAUUUGCAGCUGAAGAAGAAGGUGUGGUUAGGCUGGCACUCUCUGAUCCAGAAACACUGGAAGGUCAAGGUGGAGCGGGCUUGCCGUGCAAGGGCUGAAGAGGUCUGCUCCCGCCUGUCUACAGAGUAUGAGGCCAAGCUGUCAGAGCACUGUGAGGCUGUAGAGAAGGCCCAGGCAGAGAUUCAGAGACUACGACUAGAGCGAGAGCGCUAUGAGGAAUCUAUGAAGAAAGCCUUCAUGAGGGGCGUGUGUGCUCUCAAUAUGGAGGCUCUGGGCAUGUUCCAUACUACAGAGGGAUGGCCAGAGCAACCUCCAGUUCAUGAUCAGCAUGAUGUUUUGCCUCCCCAGGAUGAGCCUGGCUCUACUACACUGGGUCAGCUUCAACCAUAUCCCAUCUCUUCCACACGGUUCAGCCCAGUACACUUUGACCGCCCGGAUCCUUCCCACAGUGAAGCAGAAGAUAUGAUGGGCUCUGGGGCCCCAAUGUCCAGGGCAGAAGUACUUCCUCCCACUACAAUGAUGCACAGCUCAGCCCCACCUGGGGGCACUACAAGUUCUCACAAACAGGUCAGUGGUCGUGUCGUCACAGCCAGUCAACAAAAGUCCUCAAAGACCGUAACGGCUCGCAUCACUGCACGUACAGACGUUGGUAAGGGUGCACGCAGCAACCUCCAGGUGAUGGGAGUGGCUCCGCCCAUGAGCUCUGUGAUAGUUGAACGGCAUCAUCCUGUUACACAGCUCACGGUCGGUCAAGCCACGGCUUCUAAGUUUCCUCGCUCCUCCCAACAGGCCCAGAGCUCCACCGGAGGCAGAAGCUCCUCCAGAACACACACCAGCACGUGCCAUGUGCACUCCAUCAAAGUAGUUGAUUGAUCACACACACACAUCUCCCAGAAAGUGUUUCUCACCUAGUCUAUAUUGAAAAUGUAACACAUCCUAUGCAACAAUCCUAGAAAUAGUUACCUUGGGAUUAGUUUCAAGUCCAUUUUAUUAAGAUCUUGGUAUGACUCUGCCCUUGCUUUCUACAUAUAAAAUGAACAUUUGAUUGCUAUUUUUGAGCUUCCUUUCAUGAAUGUGAAAGGCACAAUUUCCUGAGCAAUAGGAUUUUUCUCAGAAAAGUGCAACAUAAACACAGGUGUUUAGAACUGCACAUGUAAAUAUUUUUAAUUACCAGCAGCUGGACAUAGUUUAGAAUUACAAAAAGGACAGUUUUUUUUCUCUGAAAAUGUUUUACUUCCAAUUUGUAAAUUAUGCACAGGUGAGACUGUACUGUAAUGUGUAAAACCACAUAUUUUAAAUAUUUGUUGCUGAUGUUUUUAAGACUGACCAUUCAACUCCGCAGGCUGUUUAAUUUACUAAAUCAAAGCCAUAUGUUAAUGAUCAGAAUUUUAUUUUUAGAAUAAAUUAUUAAAUGAUUUACAUGAA
Messenger RNA from Micropterus dolomieu (smallmouth bass), 2391 nucleotides. RefSeq names its product POC5 centriolar protein homolog (Chlamydomonas) (gene poc5). The record is from RefSeq and is a predicted model, not a curated record. Gene Ontology annotation, cellular component: centrosome. The transcript is spliced from 13 exons. Lineage: Eukaryota; Metazoa; Chordata; Actinopteri; Centrarchiformes; Centrarchidae. The coding region runs from base 100 to 1839 and encodes 579 amino acids.